Entamoeba invadens IP1 is the source of this 972-nucleotide messenger RNA. Its product is annotated as estradiol 17-beta-dehydrogenase, putative. Gene Ontology annotation, cellular component: endoplasmic reticulum. Gene Ontology annotation, molecular function: oxidoreductase activity. NCBI's taxonomy places the organism in Eukaryota, Evosea, Mastigamoebida, Endamoebidae. The transcript has a single exon. The record is from RefSeq and is a predicted model, not a curated record. The coding region runs from base 1 to 972 and encodes 323 amino acids.
AUGGGUAAGAACACAGGAGCGUAUUUACUAGGUGUCUUGGGGGCGAUAGUCUCUGUUAUUACAGUCAUCCCUGCACUCAUGUUUUUGUGGAGGAUGGUGAUCAGACCACUUUUGUUCAAGCCGACGACGAAGGUUUAUAAGGGGACGGAGACAUAUGCUAUAGUCACGGGAGCAGCUGGUGGAGUUGGGAAAGGCUUUACUGAGAAAUUAGCGAAGGAAGGGUUCAACUUGAUAGUGAUAGAUAGAGACGAGAAGGCGCUGAAUGAAGUAGCGAAGGUGAUAGAAGAGAAAUACAAAGUGAAAGUAGUAGUGAAGGUGUUGGACCUCAUUGCUAUGGAAAGAGGAGAUGAAACAGCAUGGACCAAAUUUAUAGAAGAGAUCACCCCUCUUGAUAUUGGUGUGUUAGUUAACAACGUUGGCAUGUGCCAAUAUUUACCAGGGAAUUACGACACUGUUGCAUUGAAAGACGUCAGAAAUAUGAUCACAUUGAACAUCUCAUCGAUGUUGACAUUAACACACUACGUCAUUCCUUUGAUGUUGAAGAGACAACAAAAGGGAUUGAUCAUCGGGAUGUCAUCAUCAACUUCUUUCAUGCCAUUCCCAAUGUUCCAAAUCUACUCAUCGACUAAGGCCUUCGUGAGACAAUUCCACGAUUCUAUUAAUAUCGAGUACGCAGGGAAGAUCGACGCGAUCUCAUACGCCCCUUGGUACGUCGCAACUGAAAUGACAAAAAUCAGAGAAAAGGCAAUUUACGUGUUAAGCCCACAAGAGUUCGUCGAAGAGUCAUUUAAACACAUUGGAUUCGAAACACACAUCGACCCAUACUGGUUCCACUAUUUGAUGGACUUCGGAGCGUGGGCUAUUCCAACUGCUAUUUAUGGGAAACUCGUUGCUAAAGAACAAGUCUUUGUCAGAGGAAGACUGUUGAAAAAGCUUGAAGAGAAACAGGCAUCUGAAAAGAAGAAAGAGUAA